AUGAUCCUCAAGGAGUAAUAAAUUAUCGAGAACAUUGAUCCAAUUGAAUUACAAUUUAAUUCAUCAGCGUCAGGCUCUAAUACAACGAAUGAUGAAUUUCUUAAAAUAAGUUAAGUGUAAUUUAAAAAGGAACUGAGCAAAUAUAUUGAUUAUUAGUAUCCAUCAAUAAAACACCAGCAGCUAUUCUGUCUCUUGAGCAUUUUCAAGAAUGAAUCAUUAUUGAAUAGGGAUCACAAAAAGUAAAAGAAUGUUCUAAUCGAUGAUAUGUUAACUUUUGGUUCUUUGGAGAAAUUGGUAUUUCAAGAUUAAACAAUCAUUCCAAACGAUUACAUACUACCUGAUUGUGAAAUAAUUUAAUGCCUCAUUACAAAACAACAAAAGCGUCUGUCUUACUCAUUUAUUAUGUUCCUAAAUAUUUUGAAGCAACUAGAAACAGUAUUACCAAUAACUGCUAUUAAAUUAAUCAAAUAAUUCGCAUCUUAAAAGCCUAAUUGCAUAGUUGAUAUAGGAAGGCAGAAAAUGGUUUAUAUAUGGAUGAGCAGCAAUGAUGAGAGAAAUCUCUGUUAUAAGGAUGAUGAGAUAAUAUUAGGUAAGGACUUAAAAAUGAUUGUUCACUCUGUGAAAUGUAUUAGGGAGGAAUUGAUAGAUAGGAAAAAGGAAGUUAAUUUAAAGAAUGUUUAGAAAUUCCUGAAAGGAUUUUAAAAAAUCGAUAUUAUUGGGAUAUCUUAUUCAGUCUAACAGAUUCUGAGAAAACUUAUGGAUGCUUUUGAAGUUUAGGAAGUCUAAUAAUAUGAGCAAUUUGUUUUAAUGAUUUAAUUAAUUUUAGUACUAUGCCAUCAUUAGUUAUCCGUUACUGAUUUUAGAAAUAUAAAAUGUUAAGUUUAUCGCCAUUUAUGGACACGAAGGAGAAUACUAUCAAUUUGGAUGCACCUAUAAUUUACCAUUCACAAACAGAAUUAAUAGUGA
Molecule: messenger RNA, 966 nt
Organism: Paramecium tetraurelia
Lineage: Eukaryota; Ciliophora; Oligohymenophorea; Peniculida; Parameciidae
Exons: 6
Source: RefSeq, a predicted model, not a curated record